CCCCCCCCACGCCGGGUGAUGUCACAGCUGUACUACCGGCGCUCGGACAGCUCGUCGUACCGAGACCGCAUCCCGCUGAGAAUCGUCCGGGCCGAGUCGGCGCUGUCGGCGCUGGAGAAGACCUACCUGGGCGCCGUGGAGAAGGGAGACUAUGCCAGCGUCAAGCAGGCCCUGCAGGAGGCGGAGAUCUACUUCAAGAUCAACAUCAACUGCAUCGACCCGCUGGGCCGCACGGCGCUGCUCAUCGCCAUCGAGAACGAGAACCUGGAGAUCAUCGAGCUGCUGCUGGCCUUCAACGUCUACGUGGGCGACGCCCUGCUGCACGCCAUCCGCAAGGAGGUGGUGGGCGCCGUGGAGCUGCUGCUCAACCACAAGAAGCCCAGCGGCGGCAUGCAGGUCCCGCCCAUUUUACUGGACAAGCAGUUCUCCAACUUCACCCCGGACAUCACACCCAUCAUCCUGGCGGCGCACACCAACAACUACGAGAUCAUCAAGCUCCUGGUGCAGAAGGGUGUGUCCAUGCCGCAGCCGCACGAGGUGCGCUGCAACUGCGUGGAGUGUGUGUCGAGUUCCGACGUGGACAGCCUGCGACACUCGCGGUCCCGCCUCAACAUCUACAAGGCGCUGUCCAGCCCCUCCCUGGUCGCCCUCUCCAGCGAGGACCCCUUCCUCACCGCCUUCAGGCUCAGCCGGGAACUGCAGGAGCUUAGCAAGGUGGAGAACGAGUUCAAGUCCGAGUACGAGGAGCUGUCGCAGCAGUGCAAGCAGUUCGCCAAAGACCUCCUGGACCAGACCAGAAGCUCCAGGGAGCUGGAGAUGAUCCUCAACUACAGAGACGACGUCAGCCUGCUGGAGGACGGCGACGGCGACCUGGCCAGGCUCAAGUUAGCCAUCAAGUAUUACCAGAAGGAAUUUGUAGCUCAGCCAAACUGCCAGCAGCUUCUGGCGUCGCGCUGGUACGACGAGUUCCCCGGCUGGAGGCGGCGCCACUGGGCGGGCAAGUUCAUCACCUGCGUCUUCAUCGGCCUCCUUUACCCGGUGUUUGCCCUCUGCUACCUCAUCGCCCCCAAGAGUCGCUACGGGCUCUUCAUCCGCAAGCCCUUCAUCAAGUUCAUCUGCCACACGGCGUCUUAUCUGACUUUCCUCUUCCUGCUGCUGCUCGCCUCGCAGCACAUCGUUACCACCGAGCAGGACCGGCAGGGGCCGGCGCCCACCACUGUGGAGUGGAUGAUCCUGCCCUGGGUUCUGGGUUUCAUCUGGGCUGAGAUCAAGCAAAUGUGGGAUGGAGGUUUCCAAGACUACGUUCAUGACUGGUGGAACCUCAUGGACUUUGUUAUGAACUCUCUGUACCUUGCCACCAUCUCGCUCAAGAUUGUAGCCUACUUCAAGUACAGCGGUAGUAAACCCAGGAACCAGUGGGAGAUGUGGCACCCGACCCUCGUAGCGGAGGCCGUGUUUGCCAUUGCCAACAUCUUCAGUUCUCUUCGCCUCAUUUCGCUCUUCACCGCCAACUCUCACCUUGGACCGCUACAGAUCUCCCUUGGGAGGAUGCUGCUGGACAUCCUCAAGUUCCUCUUCAUCUACUGUCUGGUCCUGCUGGCCUUCGCGAACGGCCUGAACCAGCUCUACUUCUACUAUGAGACCAAGGCAUCCGACGAAAGGGGCAAGUGUAAGGGCAUCCGAUGCGUGGAGCAGAAUAACGCCUUCUCCACGUUGUUCGAGACACUGCAGUCCCUCUUCUGGUCCAUCUUUGGUCUGAUCAGCCUCUACGUGACCAACGUGGACGCGGACCACCAGUUCACAGAGUUUGUCGGGGCCACCAUGUUCGGCACGUACAACAUCAUCUCCCUGGUGGUGCUGCUCAACAUGCUCAUCGCCAUGAUGAACAACUCCUACCAGCACAUCGCGGACCACGCCGACAUCGAGUGGAAGUUCGCCAGGGCGAAGUUGUGGAUGAGCUACUUUGAGGAAGGGGCCACUCUGCCGCCGCCCUUCAACAUCGUCCCCAGUCCAAAGUCUUUCUGGUACCUCAUGUGCUGGAUCAGGACCCAAGUGUGUCGCCGGACCAGCUCCACCAGACACAACACCAUCGGGACUCUCGGAAGGCGGGCUGCAGAGAACCUGAGGAUAAACCAUCAGUACCAGGAGGUGCUGAGGAACCUGGUGAAGCGCUACGUGGCCGCCAUGAUCAGAGACGCCAAGACGGAGGAAGGCUUGACUGAAGACAACUUCAAGGAGCUAAAACAAGACAUCUCCAGUUUCCGUUACGAGGUUAUGGGCAUGAUGAAGACGGGGAGGCUGGCGCUGCAGGGCGAGCGCAAGACCGCCAUCUGCGGCGAGGAGUCUGUCCUGGCGUACCCCAACGCCUCUGGCGCUCACGCUAAGAGCAACCGCUUCAAGAUCGCCGCCUCCAUCCUCAAACAGGUGGGCUCGGCGGCCCGCUCCAGGCCCCCCGAAGCCCCCAACGGCCUGCCCAACGGCGUCCUACCCCAAGCCGGCGCCGAGGAGACGUCCAACCGGCGGAGGGACUUCGGCAAAGACAUGAAGGACUUGGGCUCGUUCCACAAACGCCACCGGGAACCUUCUCGGAACAUGUACUCGUUAUCAGAGGAGGCGGAGUCAGACGAACAGGGUACAACCAGCCCUUCACAGAAGGGAGACAGAGACAGACCCGGCGACUGUAGCUUACCGGACGACGAGGAGCGGGAGGAAGAGAGCGUUUCCUGAACCCACUUUUGGAUCUUCGGGGGACGGGCAAAGUGGUCUUACAAAUAGCACAUAACGUGGACGCACGGUUUAAACUACAGUUUUUCCCCCCUGUCCCUCGCUUAAACCUUGAGUAAAAAAUGCACUAAGACCUGAUAAGAGUUUGAGAGAGACGACCUCUGCUCACGGGUGCUACCUAGUGGUCGUUUGAGCACACUGCAGCUAGUCCUGGAUAGUCCCGCUCCUUAAUACUCUCGUCACACACGGGAUUUUCACCGGCAUGAGGCAAAAAUACAACCGCACCUAAUGUAGCAGGGAACCAAAACAGCAAAAAGGCGACAUAAAGUCCUUAAAGGAAGUUGAAUCUGUUUCUGCUUCCUAGUGCAUGUAAGCCAAAAUGCAGGUUCAAUGGUCCAACCAGGAUUUUUACGGAUUCAACCGAUUAGAGUUGGUCAUCUAUAACACAAAGCUAAGAUUUUUUUUUUGGAUAGGAAUUCUUCUCUGCUUUGUUUUUUGCUCUUCGUCCCCAUUCAGGAAGUGAACAUCCUCCGUCCAAGAAUCAGUGUGUCUGGCCCCGCCCCUAUAGCUACCCCCCCCCUCCCCCCACUGAAGGUGGUUUACAGAGCAGUAUUUUGGUAGCCUUGGCCGUAGAUAUAAAUAGAUAUGCCACGCCCCCUUUGGGCUGGGUUCCUACGGCGAUUCUAAGCUGGUAGGGAAAAAGUGCUAAAAGGAUAAGGCGCGGAAACGAAGAUAUCAAGAAUGCCGGCGAGGGAUGUAAUGAUUGGUGGUACAAUAAUAACCGGUAAAACACCACACGGUUAUAAAUACAUAAAUUGAUUGAUAACCAGGACAUUGAUAAAGUCACAUACUGGUCAUAUUGCUUAUUUACAGGUUACAAAAGUGCCCUCUGGUUGCAU
Molecule: messenger RNA, 3623 nt
Organism: Nerophis ophidion (straightnose pipefish)
Lineage: Eukaryota; Metazoa; Chordata; Actinopteri; Syngnathiformes; Syngnathidae
Product: short transient receptor potential channel 4-like
Exons: 14
Coding region: 19-2727 (902 amino acids)
Biological process (GO): regulation of cytosolic calcium ion concentration; calcium ion transmembrane transport; manganese ion transport
Cellular component (GO): membrane; cation channel complex
Molecular function (GO): store-operated calcium channel activity; inositol 1,4,5 trisphosphate binding; protein binding
Source: RefSeq, a predicted model, not a curated record